Bemisia tabaci is the source of this 2403-nucleotide messenger RNA. The record is from RefSeq and is a predicted model, not a curated record. NCBI's taxonomy places the organism in Eukaryota, Metazoa, Arthropoda, Insecta, Hemiptera, Aleyrodidae.
GUUACCGCGGGGGAUAUUCUACAUUUCAUCGAAGUCUUUGUUUGUACUGUCAGAAGAUGUUGCGUUUUUUUCUUUGCUUCACAAUCUUGAUGGGUCAGUCCGGUGACUUGCUGGCUCAUAAGGAACUUGACUGGUGGCAGACGAGUCUCAUAUAUCAAAUCUACCCAAUGUCGUACAAGGACUCUGACGGUGAUGGAUAUGGUGAUAUUAAUGGAAUCUAUGAAAAACUGGACUAUAUCCAAGACCUUGGAGUGGACGCAAUCUGGGUUCAACCUUUUUAUAAAUCACCCAUGAAGGAUAAUGGAUAUGACGUUGCAGAUUACACCGGCGUGAAUCCCUUACUGGGCACUUUAGACGACGUCAAAAAAUUAAUAAAUGCUACACAUGACAGAGGGAUGAAAUUUCUGAUGGACUUCGUCCCAAAUCAUUCGAGUGACGAGUGCGAGUGGUUCAAACUGUCGCUGAAACGGGUGGAUCCGUUUACUAAUUUCUACAUCUGGAAGGAUGGCGUCCCAAUAAACGCUACCCACACCACGUAUCCAAAUAACUGGGCUAGUCGAUUUACAGGAUCUGCAUGGACAUGGAGGGAGGAACGCAAACAGUAUUAUCUUCACCAGUUCGCAAAAAAUCAACCAGACUUGAACUUCCGGGAUCCGAAAACUAGACAAACUGUAGAGAGUGCUGUAAAAUUUUGGCUCGAUUUGGGAUGUGAUGGAUUCCGAUUGGACGCUCCGAAGCAUGUGUUCGAGGAUUCGCAGUUCAAAGAUGAGCCUCAAAUUCACGACUACCGCACCGUACCGAAUGAGUGGUUUGCUUUAGAUCACAUUUAUACGAUGGCGCUACCGGAAAGUUAUGGACUGGUCAGAGAUUGGGGCGCUCUUCUUAAUGAAUAUAAAAAGAGGGAUGGGCGAACCAGGAUUUUAAUGACUGAGGAUUAUGACAGCCCCGCAGUCUUGAUAAAAUACUUGGAGAACGCAACAUCUCCAGGGGCACAAAUUCCACUCUAUCUAACGAUGACUGAGAUGUCAUCCACAACGAACGCCUCAAGGUUGGACUGGUGGGUUCAUAGUAUGAGCGACGUUUUCCCGCAAGGCUACUUCAACUGGGCGCUCGACAACCACGACAAUCAUCGAGUGACCACGAGGUUCACCCCGGAGAGUGUGGACGCGAUGAAUAUGCUGACCCUUCUCUUACCCGGAGUCGCGACCAUGUAUUACGGCACAGAGAUCGGAAUGCCAGACAUCAAAGUUCGCCCUGACCAACGGCAGGAUAAACAACCAGGCGCCGGCGCCACCGGUGAUGACAACGAUUCCCGGGACGCCUCUAGGAAUCCGAUGAUAUGGGAUGACUCUGACAACGCCGGUUUCACAACAGCUAAAAAACCAUGGCUCCCAGUCACUCCAAGUUACUAUCAUAUCAACGUGAAAGCCCAGCAGCAAGACCCCCACAGUCAUCUCAACAUCUACAAGCGCCUCGUCAAAUUGAGGAAAACUCAUAUAAUCCAACACGGCGAUUUCGAAACAUUUGUACAUAGUGAAUGGGUUUACAUAUUUACUCGAUCUCUAGACACUGAGCAGAUUGCAGUGAUUUUGAAUCUCGGGUCAGAAAGUGAAGAAGUUUGCGCUAAAGGAUCAGCGUUCGCCCUCCCUGAUACAAUGUUCGUUCAUACCAGCAGUGUGAACUCUGGAUUCAGUUUUGGGAACAAAGUGAAGAUCUCUGCGGAGGAUGGAGCGCCUUGCCUGAAACUUAGACCAUACGCAGGAAUAGUCUUAACUACAAAUCAUAGCGUUGCGGUGUCUUGCUCUUUAUUUGUUCUCUUUCUAGCUUUUUGUUCAAAUCUCUUAUUGUAAAAUUUCCCUCUUUAACACCUGCGAUAAUUUAAGGUUUAUCUGUUCAGCUAUGCCCAGGGUUUGCGUAAUGAGGGCGGGUCAGACUUUCUCUGCUCAGUUUGACUGUAUUUCACAUUAAGGAUCUAUUAGUUUUUGUUCAUUUUAUAAACAACUUAGGUGGCUAUCAAUUUCUUUAUACAAAGGAUGCGUUUCGUAUAAAGCAACGUUUCCCCAAUCAAAAUGGAACAUCGAUGGUACUGUUGAGAGUUACCCAUUAAAAUUAAGAGAAUAGCGAGCUUUUACUUUUUGAUCACCAUGAAUCGCGAACUGAGUAUCAAAAGACACUUAUUCGAUUCUCUUUUCGCGAUCUAGGACGAUGAAACAGAAGUAGCGCCUCCAAAUUUUGAUGGACAACCCUUAACAGUCUCAUCCCUGUCCCAUUUUGAUCGGCUCAUUUUGCUUGAAUAGGUAUACUUCGAUGUAGGUUAGUUUGCAAUGACAUACAGUUGCCUUAUGCUGCCACAUACAAACCUUUUAAACAGUCUGUACCUUGAUAAAUUAAUUUCUAGUCAAA